Cucurbita moschata (crookneck pumpkin) is the source of this 3266-nucleotide messenger RNA. RefSeq names its product scarecrow-like protein 4. Gene Ontology annotation, cellular component: nucleus. Lineage: Eukaryota; Viridiplantae; Streptophyta; Magnoliopsida; Cucurbitales; Cucurbitaceae. Gene Ontology annotation, biological process: regulation of DNA-templated transcription. The coding region runs from base 34 to 2907 and encodes 957 amino acids. The transcript is spliced from 2 exons. Gene Ontology annotation, molecular function: sequence-specific DNA binding; DNA-binding transcription factor activity; protein binding. The record is from RefSeq and is a predicted model, not a curated record.
CUCAAUUCUAAGGUAAAACCCUCCCAGACUCGCAUGUCCAGAUUCGGACUUAAAACCCUAGAAAUGUCCUCCAUCGCCACACGCCACAUCCGUCGUCUAUCGACGGCAGCCACCGCCACCGCCACCGCAACCGCUGCUGCCAAGGCCACAGCAACGACGUCCUCUUCAAUAUCCAUUUCAAAAGCGAAAUCUAAACUAAGAACAGAGUAUGAUCCAGAUAAAGCUCUGAACAUUUACUCUUCUGUUUCCAGUCACUACACUUCCCCUGUCUCCUCUCGCUAUGCUCAGGAACUCACUAUUCGGCGCCUUGCAAAGUCUCGUCGAUUCGAUGACAUUGAAUCCCUGAUCGAAUCCCAUAAAAAUGACCCAAAGAUCACUCAGGAGCCCUUUUUGUCCACCUUGAUUCGAUCCUACGGUCAAGCUGGUAUGUUCGAGCACGCUAUGAGGACUUAUAAUCAGAUGGAAGAUUUCGGCACUCCUCGAUCGGUGAUUUCCUUCAAUGCGCUAUUGUGUGCAUUUAACCAUUCGAAGCAAUUCGACAAAGUUCCUCAACUGUUCGAUGAAAUUCCGAAGAAAUACAAUUUCUCUCCCAAUAAGAUCUCGUACGGGAUCCUGGUCAAAUCCUAUUGCGAAUCCGGUUCUCCUGAGAAGGCCAUGCAAAUUGUAAGGGAAAUGGAGGAAAACGAUGUGGAGGUUACUGCGGUGACAUUCACAACCAUUUUAGAUGCUCUGUACAAGAAGGGUGAGAGCGAAGAGGCAGAGAAAAUCUGGAACAAGAUGAUAUCAAAAGGGUGUGAACUCGAUGUAGGGGCCUAUAACGUAAGAUUGAUGCACGAGCACGGCGGCAAGCCAGAACACGUUGAAGCAUUGAUCGAGGAAAUGGCUAAUUCAGGUAUGAAACCCGACACCAUUAGCUAUAAUUACUUAAUGACUUGUUAUUGCAAGAAUGGGAUGAUUGAUGAAGCAAAGAAGGUGUAUGAUGAUAUGGAGAUAAAUGGGUGUAACAAGAACGCUGCAACUUUUAGGACAUUUAUGUAUUACCUCUGUAGAAAUGGAGAUUAUGAAAAAGGGUAUAUGGUUUUCAAGGAGAGUGUGAAGGUUCAUAAGAUUCCUGAUGUUAACACAGUGAAGUAUUUGGUGGAGGGGCUAAUGGAGAAGAAGAAGAUGAAAGAGGCCAAGGGUUUAAUCAGGACCAUAAGGAAGAAGUUCCCUCCUGAUUCUUUGAAGACCUGGAGAAAAGUUGAGGAGGCUCUUGGUUUGGCUUCUUCUUCUGCUUCUUCUUCUUCUUCUUCUCCUGCUUUCACCUUUGGGAUUUCAGGUUCCGCCUUCUCCGACCCGUUUCAGGUUGCCGGAGCCGCUGAUUCUACCGACCAGCCUUUUCAUUUCUCAAAUUUGGAGCACCCUUCCACCGGGUUUAGAUUCUUCCCUAAUUUUGGCGGCGGUGGUGGUGGAGAGUUUGAAUCUGAUGAAUGGAUGGACAGUUUAGUCGGCGGUAGAGAUUCCACGGAUAGCUCUGAUCUUCCGUCUGGUUGUGAUGAUUAUGGUGAGUUUGGUCUAUAUGGUGCGGAUCCCUUUAAUGGCUCUCCGCCGUCUCUGUUCUACCGAGAACUUCUCCCGGAAGGUUCGUACAAGACGAAUAGCGUUCUGCCCCCGUUGCCUUCAUCUCCACCACCAGUUAAGGAUGCUGAAGUAGCUAAUUCAAUGGCGGGGAGUCUGCAGAAGAAUAACGUCGUCGAAAGCUCGUCUAGUGCGCCGGAAAUCGACUCCUCUUCGCCGCCGCUUCUGAAAGUCUUGCUCGAUUGUGCGCGGCUUUGCGAUUCUGAACCUGACCGAGCAGUAAAAACUCUUAAUCGGAUCAGUAAAUCGUUACGAGAACAUGGAGAUCCUGUUGAACGAGUUGCGUUUCACUUCGGUGAGGCUCUUCGGAGCAGAUUAUCUCCGACGGCAAUGAAGAACUGCUUGGUUACAAAUGAUGGCGACGCUAAUUCCGAAGAUUUCUUGCUCUCUUACAAAGCUUUGAACGAUGCCUGUCCUUACUCGAAGUUCGCACAUCUCACGGCCAACCAAGCGAUUCUGGAAGCUACACAGACAGCCAGUAAAAUUCACAUUGUCGACUUCGGAAUCGCUCAGGGCGUUCAAUGGGCUGCGCUUCUGCAGGCUUUAGCCACGCGAGCCACCGGAAAGCCUAUCAAAGUUCGUAUCUCCGGAAUACCCGCACCAUCUCUCGGAGAUUCACCGGCGGCAUCUCUAUGCGCCACUGGCAACAGACUCUCCGAGUUUGCAAAGCUUCUGGAACUGAAUUUUGAGUUCGAACCGAUUCUAACGCCGAUUGAGGACCUAAACGAAUCGAGCUUCCGCGUUCAAUCGGAUGAGGUGUUGGCCGUCAAUUUCAUGCUUCAAUUGUACAAUCUCCUCGACGAGGUUCCGACUGUAGUUCAUAAUGCUCUCUUAUUAGCGAAAUCGCUGAGCCCUAAAAUAUUGACUCUCGGUGAGUACGAGGCGAGCUUGAACAGAGUCGAAUUCUACAAUCGCUUCAAGAACGCAUUAAAAUUCUACUCCGCCAUUUUCGAAUCGCUAGAGCCAAACUUGCCGCGAGACUCUCCAGAAAGACACCAGUUAGAGAAACAGUUACUCGGCCGUCGAAUCGCUGGCGUAGUUGGAUCUGAAGAAGAAUCAGGAAGCAAGAGAAGAAGAGUACGCAUGGAAGCCAAAGAACAAUGGAAGAAUUUGCUGGAAAGCUCCGGAUUCAAACCUGUAGCACUCAGCCAUUACGCCAUUAGUCAAGCGAAAAUACUUUUAUGGAACUACAAUUACAGUUCUCUUUACACACUGAUCGAAUCGACGCCAGAGUUUCUGUCUCUAGCAUGGAACGACGUUCCUCUCUUAACUGUAUCUUCUUGGCGUUGAUCGAUCGGCUUCUUUCCUUUCUUCUUCGUUGUUGGUGAUAACCAGUUUCGAUCUGCCAGGUCUUUUUCACUGGUAUGGUAUGGGACUGAAAACGAAUGCAAAAACAAAUAUCAAAUUGCAGUAUGGAAGACGCCAUUGCCAGAAAUUUCAAAAGCUCUUGUGUUCAAAAUCUGAAAAGGAAAACAGUGGCUCUUUAGUCUUUGAUUCAAACCCUAAUUUGUCGCAGGCAGAAGGAUCAUUCAGUGGGCGCCAUUGCCGACCUUUGGAGAUACCCAUUUUCGGUUCUGAGAUUUCGUUCUUAUUUCUUUGUAACUCCCUCUCUAAGUUUCGGAGUUAAUUAGGGCAAUAUUGUAAUUAUC